ACGGGUUGGGUGUGCGAUUCGUGCAUCAUUUGCAACAAAAGUGAUUUAUCAUCAAGCAGCUCAAAGGAGUAGCUGCGUCACAUUCACCCUCUCACGCUCGAUCGUCGACCCAAUGCUGCUACCGAUCGUGUAACGCUUAACGACGACGCCGGACUCCAAACGGCGAUCAUCACACACACACUCACACACCUAACCCUUCUGCACACAGUCACCACACACACUCACACACCUAACCCUUCUGCACACAGUCACGCACGCACACAACACGGGUACCUCAAGACGAUCCGCGGGGACGGACGGAAGUGUGAAGUGGGUGGCAGAGAGCGCGUUUUCCCGGAGAUAGAUUUUAUGAGUUUUUAACGAGGAUCCUUUGGACACACACACACACAAAGAUGGCCAAAUUCAGCGGGAAAAAGUGUCGCCUGUUGACGGUGAUGUCGUUGACGGUGUUUUUCUUCUUUGUCGAAAUCGUCGUCGGUUAUCUAACGAACUCGAUGGCCCUGGUGGCCGACAGUUUUCACAUGCUCGGUGACAUAGCGGCGCUAGUGAUUUCCUUCCUUUCGAUUAAGAUGUCACCAAAGAAGUGGUCGAAAAACACGUUCGGUUGGGCCCGGGCGGAAGUGCUCGGUGCAUUGGUGAAUGCAGUAUUCUUAGUGGCGCUCUGCUUCAGUAUUACUAUCGAGGCGUGCAAGAGAUUCAUCGAGGUAGAACAUAUCCACGAGCCAGAGCUGCUGAUUGCCGUCGGCGUGAUUGGACUGUUGGUGAAUCUGCUCGGACUUUGCCUGCUGCACAAGCAUGGUGGAGGACACAUUGGACAUUCGCACGGUGGUGGGCUGUCGCAGGCAAAGCAGAUAAGCGGUUCGCAUGGCAACCUGGGCAAUGCGGACGACAACGAAGACAAAUCAUUCAUGUAUCAGCAGAAUGGUACGGCGGCUAAAAAACCAUCCCACCAUGGACAUUCGCACGACUCGUCGCAGAUGAACAUGCGCGGCGCUUUCCUGCACGUGCUGAGCGAUGCACUCGGCAGUGUGGUCGUGAUCAUAAGUGCACUGAUUGUAAAAUUCACCGACUGGAAGUACAAACUGUACAUGGACCCGGCACUGUCCGUGCUGCUGGUGGCGCUCAUCCUCAACUCCGUGUGGCCGCUGCUGCGUGAGUCGGCGCUCAUACUGCUGCAAACCGUCCCGACGCACAUACAGGUCGAUGCGAUCCAGCGCCGCUUGCUCGAGAAGGUGGACGGUGUGCUGGCGGUGCAUGAGUUCCACGUGUGGCAGCUGGCAGGCGAUCGGAUCAUCGCGUCGGCUCACAUCCGGUGCCGCAAUCUGUCCGAGUACAUGAAGAUCGCCGAACGGGUGAAAGAGUUCUUCCACAACGAAGGCAUCCACUCGACCACGAUACAGCCCGAGUUUGUGGAGAUCGAGGCACUCAACAGCUAUUCAGGUUCGGACGGGUUUUCGAACAGCUUGAAUGGCAGUGCAACGCAGGACUGCUGCGCCCUAGACUGUCCGACGACGGAUGAGAGUAGUUGUAUCAAAGCUACAUGCUGCCAAAACAACAAUAACAUUAAGAAUCAACCAUCAUCACCAACCCCCUCACCCUUCUUAUGCCGCCAAAGGAGUUCCAGAAGCGGGAACGAUGUAGAAUCCGGUUCCCUGCUUGAUCAGCACAAUCAAACAGCAUCGAACGAUGAUGCGCUGCCAAAACUUACUGUCUGACAGACAAAUCCCUCAAACUGUAGCACCAAGAACCAUCAUCUAUCGGCAUCCCUCGGAACGCGCACUACCGGCGAGCGACAACAGGCGAACGGAAUCGUGACUGGCAAGGGUGGCCAAGGAAAGGAAACGGCUGCGGCGGCGGGUAACAGGAGUCAGGUGGAAUCCAAGCAACCGAUUCCGGUGGACGACAACGCUCCCGGUAGGAUGCUGUUGAACCUGCAAUCUAGUAGACUGUAUCGCACGCGUCGCCAUGGUGGUGAUGGGAGCGUUGCUCAGAGUGUGGUGCUUGAUCAGCAACCAUCCAAUCCACUACUUCCACCACAAUCGAACGAAACGGAUCCUUCGUCCGGUAAUUCGGCCGCUCACACCGCCACCAACACGCCAAGAUUGUACAGCGGUUUGGGCGCAAUGCCACCGGCCUGCAGCUUGUUGGAGAGCUACGUUACCGGAACCGGGUCGCCGUUGCGUAAUCUGUACUGCCAGUGCAAGCACCAUCACCACGCGAUACAGUGAACAUCAUCCAGUGGUUGCUGGCAGGAGUAAAAUCUUAUUUGAGCGUUUUGUGGCCGUUGAUUUUUUUUUUGUAGGGACUAUACCAAGAAUCGGCUCGAAAACCUGUCGCCACGGUAAUGGAUGGAGUUAUGAAUUAUGAGAAGUUCGUUUACAAAUUGUUGAUAGUAGUUUGUCACUUUUAUCCUUCUCAACGGAAGGAUCCCGGAGACGCCCAGAAGAGCAGGAGCAGAAGCUGAUGGACAUUCAAAUCGUUGCCUUUGUUUCAAGAAGAGAGAGAGAGAGAGUGAAGAGAACGUUACUUAUUUAGUGCGAAAUCCCAAGUUGUGUGUUGAGCUGAGUUGCAUACCUUCCCCCCCACAGGUACGGCAUUAAUUAAUCUAUAGAGUGAGACAAGCGGACAAACAGAUAAAACCAGUAGGAAAGAGAUCCAAGAGAAUAGUUUUUACACUAUACAUAUUUAGUAGAAGCCUACUUAAGGAAACAAAAGCGUCCGCUCUGCUGCGCGGCGAUGAUGGCGUGCGGGCGGGUUUUUAAUAUUUUUCCCCCUAUUCCGCCGUUUCCGUUCCGUUUGAAAUCCGCAGCAAGUGUUCUUAUUUGCCGGGUGAACAAAAUGGUAAUUGUAGUCGGAAAAAAGAGAGAGAAGAGAGCGAGAGAGAGAUUUUAAUAACGAAUUUCAUAGCUGCAGAUGAUGAUGUGGUGUGGUGCUCUGGGCUCAAACUAUAUCCUGUUGUACUGUUUGUGUACCCUAUUACAUGUAUAUCGCUAUAUUUAUCGUUUAGAUGGUUACUCUACUCUAACUAUAGCUUCCUGGUUAAGCGGUCCGGGCCGCCAGAAAAGCUGCGGUACAGACUGAGGGCAAGUGUGUUACGUUACUGGAGCUUAGUUUUACAAGCGUGUAAUACAAACGUACAAGACACACGCCGAUCGUUGAGAAGCGAGCAUCGGAUUUUAGCGUGUAAUGAAAGGCGUUGUGAAGUUAUCUUUUACACUGCACGCCGGUAUACACACCCGGGCGCUUUGUAACAAUCGGUGAACGAGGGGAUUCGAUCGAUUCCUGCUGUUUUUUCGCUCAGUCUCGAUACAAAAGCAAAAUUAGAACAUCGUUUGGAUGGGAAGUGGGUACAAUCAAGAGACAUCUCUUUUCUGUAUGCAAUGAAGAGAAAGAGAGAAAAUCAGAAGCAUCGCACGUUUACUUAAUCGUACCCGAAAGCACACUUGGGUGCAUGAUGAUGAAUGAUAAUGAUGGUCCGUUUUAUUGUGAGUGAAUCGUUGCACCUCCGGUGGAACACAGUAUUGCAAGUGUAUUAACCAAUUUCUUCUGUUUUUGUACAAGCGAGCGAUUGCGUCCGUUUUAAUGAUGGUACGAGGGUGAUGCGGCUCACAGCAAAACGGCGGCGUGCAAUCGACAAAUGAAAAAUCAAAACAACAAACACAACAAUUAACAUUAACAACAAUUAUAUUCCACCUCAAACUACAAUAUGAUGCCGAUGAUAAUGAUUGUUUGUAUUAGUGAAAUGAAUGCACACGAUUGUUUAUGCAUGAAGAAGGUGCAGAAAGCAUAGUAUAGUAAAAUAUUGCAGAACAAAGUAAGGAUAACGCGAAACUUUAUCUAGAAAUGAUAGACAACAAUUCAGCGGAAGAAAGCAAAACAAAGCAAACAAUUGUUUCUCCCAUCGUCCUUCUCUCGCUCGAGAAAGCAAAGGCAGGUGAACAAAACAACAAAACAACCAACACUAGGAUAAUUUUAAACACGAUGAACACAUGGGUAUGAUGGCGUACAGGCGGGAUUGGAGCAUGUGUGCGCCUUAUAGUGCUUGCUAGCCCUUUGUCUGGCCACGCAAUCGAAGCAAUUUGAAGUGGAUGGACGAAACAACACCACCCCCCAACAUUUGAAGUACACAACCACACACAAACACAUAGAAGUUACUACUGGUCAAUAGAAUUUGCAUAGUGGGCGCAUACCGCAAUAAAAGAAGUGCGAAUAAAAUAGCUGGCAUAUUGAAAUGGAA
Molecule: messenger RNA, 4237 nt
Organism: Anopheles stephensi (Asian malaria mosquito)
Lineage: Eukaryota; Metazoa; Arthropoda; Insecta; Diptera; Culicidae
Gene: ZnT63C
Product: zinc transporter 1
Exons: 10
Coding region: 393-1715 (440 amino acids)
Biological process (GO): intracellular zinc ion homeostasis; detoxification of zinc ion; zinc ion transmembrane transport
Cellular component (GO): membrane
Molecular function (GO): zinc ion transmembrane transporter activity
Source: RefSeq, a predicted model, not a curated record